CCGGUGUGUGUCACAUUAAUAUCAGUCCGUCAGACAGCAACAACACGUGAGUGGAGUUUCUGCAGCGACGCGAUGUUCUCCUCUUUGAAAGAGCGAACCGGGGAGGUUCUGUUACCGGGAGACGAGUUCUCCUUCGAGGCCGAGGACACCAUCUCUCUCGCCGGCCCCGUUAAACCGGAGAAGGUGGUGUGUGGACCGGGUCUGAGGCGGAGCGGAGACCGGCUGCUGGUGUGCAAGAGCGGCGUCCUGCGACACAAACAGCCCAACAUGUUCUGGGUGGACUCCCAGCAGCGGAGGUACGUCCCGGCUAAAGGUGAGACCGUCAUCGGCAUCGUGACGGUGAAGUCAGGAGACGUCUUCAAGGUGGACUUUGGAGGAAGUGAGCAGGCGUCUCUGUCCUACCUGGCUUUUGAGGGCUCCACCAAGAGGAACCGACCCAACGUCCAGGUGGGGGACCUGGUGUUCUCCCAGUUCCUAAUAGCCAAUCAGGACAUGGAGCCGGAGCUGGUCUGUAUCGACGGCUCGGGACGAGCCAAUGGGAUGGGAGUGAUCGGAGGAGGAGGCCUGCUCUUCACGGUCUCUCUGGGACUCGUCAGAAGACUGCUGUCCCCCCACAGCGAGGUCCGGUCUGACCUGCAGCAGCUGUUCCCCUGUGAGCUGGUGGUCGGGAUGAACGGCCGCCUGUGGGCCAAGGCCUCCACCGUCCAGCAGACCCUCAUCAUCUCCAACCUGCUGCAGAGCUGCGACACCAUGACGGCCCAGCAGAGACGGGCGCUGUUCAGGAGGGUGGCCCAGGGGGCGCUGUAGACCACGUUGCCAGCAGAGACGGGUGCUGUAGACCACAUGGGACCACGUGCCAGCAGAGACGGGCGCUGUAGACCACAUGGGACCACGUGCCAGCAGAGACGGGCGCUGUAGACCACAUGGGACCUCAUGGAACACCUUCACCUGGUCUCGUCGCUGAAUGAAGAAAAACAUCUGACGAACUUGAAUCAGAGCCUCAGAAGAGAGAUGAUGAUGAUGAUGAUGAUGAUGAAGAGUUCAUUUUUUGAACAUUUAAUGUUCUAAUGUUUAUUUUGGUUCUGCACGUUGUGAUGUGAAUAUUUCGAGUCAGAUCAGAGAUCCUCGUGGGAGACAGACGCUCCACUACUUCACCUGUUUAGUUUCUUUCUUUUUUUUUAGACCAAACGAUGAAUAAAACAAUAA
Messenger RNA from Cyclopterus lumpus (lumpfish), 1206 nucleotides. RefSeq names its product exosome component 3 (gene exosc3). NCBI's taxonomy places the organism in Eukaryota, Metazoa, Chordata, Actinopteri, Perciformes, Cyclopteridae. Gene Ontology annotation, molecular function: RNA binding. Gene Ontology annotation, biological process: exonucleolytic trimming to generate mature 3'-end of 5.8S rRNA from tricistronic rRNA transcript (SSU-rRNA, 5.8S rRNA, LSU-rRNA); poly(A)-dependent snoRNA 3'-end processing; TRAMP-dependent tRNA surveillance pathway. The coding region runs from base 73 to 807 and encodes 244 amino acids. The transcript has 4 exons. Gene Ontology annotation, cellular component: cytoplasmic exosome (RNase complex); nuclear exosome (RNase complex). The record is from RefSeq and is a predicted model, not a curated record.